UUGGGGGCCACUCAUGGAUCCCCCACAGAAAACUUUUAUGAGUAACAUCCUUAGAUUACAUCUGUGGGUGGUUCCUUCAAUACUUUUUAUUGCUGGUUAAGUAAACUAUUCAAAGUUUGAGUGAAUACUGAAAAUCCUGACACUGGAGGAAGCAGUGAACGCAUCAUGAGGCUGGUCAGACUGGUUAGGUGAGUCUGAGUGACGAGUACACCUGUCAGUCCUGUCUCCGGCCGACCUGGUUCAGUUAGAGCACGGCAGGCCGACACACGGACCCAUCACAAGGCGGCGCACAGUCCUGGUCCAGAUGUCUUCAGGAGGGUUUGCGGCCAGGUUCGACCGGGUCAGGGACUUUACAAUCUACGAUGAGGUUGCUGCAGACGCCCCAUAUUUUAACACCCAGCUACCCCCGCCGCCACCACCACCAACCUCAUACGGAAUGACGCAGGUGCCAGCGUCGAGCUUGGACCCCCUUCCCCCGCCUCCACUCCCUGACCAGCCAGCAGUUGGGCCAGAGACCUUUUACCCCCCCAGUGACAGUGAGCCCCCCGAAGGCGACUGCGACGCCAUGGACAUCAAGCCGGUCCACCGCUUCAUCCCCGACUCCGUGAAAAACUUCUUUCGUGGCAGCAGCAGAAACCGCGGCUCCAAAACCCAGUCUGUCACCUCUGUGCCUUCCAACCACUCCUCUGCCCUUUCAUCCAAAAAAAACCUCAAGUCCCACACCACAGAGGGGGUGCCCUGCUCUCCGCCGAACUCUGCGCCCCCAUCCCCUUCUCUCCCAGGCUCCACCCGGCCUUACAGCAGCUACCAGAAGGAGCAAGAAGCGCUGCUGCUGGGCGCAGAGGCUCGGGACCUCAUGUCCACCGCCCCCAGCAACAUCUCCACUCAGACCUACCAGGAGCGAGUGGAGGAGUACCACCAGCGCUACGCCUACAUGAAAUCCUGGGCCGGCCUGCUCAGGAUCCUCGGCUGCGUUCAGUUGCUGCUGGGCGCCGCCGUGUUCGCCUGUGUCUGUGCCUAUGUUCACAAGGACAACGAGUGGUUCAACAUGUAUGGCUACUCGCAGCCACAGCUCUACGGCGGGCUCGGGGGCGGUGUUGGUGGAUACGGGGCCAGUUCCUACUCCGGUCCAAAGACCCCUUUUGUCCUGGUGGUGGCUGGCCUUGCCUGGAUAGUGACGAUCAUCCUGGUCGUCAUAGGAAUGACCCUGUACUACAGAGCCAUCCUGCUGGACUCGUCCUGGUGGCCCCUGACCGAGUGUGCCAUCAACUUGGUUCUGGCGGUCCUCUACAUGGCUGCAGGGAUAGUGUAUGUUAGGGACACCACCCGUGGAGGCCUGUGCAACAUGCCUGUCUUCAACAAUGGCCUGAGCGGAGCCUUCUGCCGCACGGAGGCCGGCCAGACUGCAGCCAUCAUCUUCCUCUUCAUCAACAUGGUGCUGUACUUCAUCAGUGCUGCAGUUUGCCUGAAACUGUGGAGACACGAAGCUGCCAGGAUGAGAAGGGAGGCGUACGCCCAGGAGAUGAAGACUAUCGGCUCUUCGGUUCCGCUGCCGAUUCUGGAUUCGGUCUCUCGGGCCUCCGAGCAGACGCCUCUGCCAACCGUCCAGCCUGACAUCAUGAACGCACGAAAUGCCCCCGUGGGGUCUUCCUUAAUGGCGGCGGAGCCAGAGAUCCUUCACGGUCACAUUCCAGCUGGUCACAUCCCCAAACCCGUGGUUAUAGCCGACUAUGUGGUGAAGUAUCCCAGUAUCCAAUCGGCUGAGGAUCGGGACCGGUACAAGGCUGUGUUUACUGACCAGUACGCCGAGUACGGGGACCUCCACAAAGAGGUUCAAGCAAUGGCCCAGAAGUUUGAGGAGAUGGACAGGAUGAUGCAGGACCUCGCCUCCAGACCGUCCAGCCAGAUGGAGCAGGAGCGCAUCAACAAAAUCCUGAUGGACUACCGAAUGAAGAAAGCCGAUCCAACAUACCUGGAGAAGAGGGACAGGUGUGAGUACCUGAAGAAUAAGCUCUCCCACAUUAAACAGAAGAUCCAGGAGUACGACCAGGCUGCCGGUUAGAGUCCCAGCUCUGCCUUGCUGCAUGCUGCUGAGCUGCACCACAAAGAGGACCUUUGUCCAGCAUGAACUUGUUUGUUGACUCGAGCCGCAUCGCCUCAAACCUGUGAGAUCACAGACUGCUGCUCUGAGCGUCUUUGGAUGCUGAAUCUGCAGAUCCCAGCUCAACUGGAUCUCCUCUUCAGGGAUCUGCUGUCGUGUGGAAAUGAUCGUACUUCCAUUUUUGAGUCUGUCGUUUUUAUUCUUUCUUAUAUUUCCUACAGCUUGCGGCAAUAAAAUCUUUGUAUAUUACUAAAA
Molecule: messenger RNA, 2356 nt
Organism: Oryzias melastigma (Indian medaka)
Lineage: Eukaryota; Metazoa; Chordata; Actinopteri; Beloniformes; Adrianichthyidae
Gene: marveld2b
Product: MARVEL domain containing 2b
Exons: 7
Coding region: 305-2062 (585 amino acids)
Biological process (GO): bicellular tight junction assembly
Cellular component (GO): apical plasma membrane; cytoplasmic vesicle; bicellular tight junction
Source: RefSeq, a predicted model, not a curated record